AAAAAAGACAUGAAGAUAAGGUGAGGUUGAUAGUGUUACUCUUGAACCACAAAGACCUAUGACAUUCCUCUAAAACUACAGCUUUCACUCAUCUUCUUUCCUUCAACAUCACCCAUAACCAAAAAAAUGGCGUCUUUGCAACACUCAAUUUUACCCUCUAUUCCCCAUAAAUUUUCCCCCUCAAAUUCUUCUCAGGGAAAUAAUGCAUCAUCUGGGAAAAAAGUUUCUGUUUUGGUGAGGGCUGAGAGAGUUUCAUCUGCAGCAACAGCUUCAUGUUCAUCAAUUUCUGUCCAAGAUGGGGUAGCGAGGCGGCAACUGCUAGCUCUUGGCGUUAGUAUCCCUGGAAUUUUUUUGUUCACCGACACCCCUAUCUCAUUUGCUGCAGAAUCUAAAAAGGGUUUCCUCCCUGUCACCGACAAGAAGGAUGGCUAUACAUUUUAUUAUCCAUUUGGAUGGCAGGAAGUAGCCAUUGAGGGUGAAGACAAGGUCUUCAAAGAUGUUAUUGAACCACUAGAGAGCGCCAGUGUGAACUUGGUCCCAACUGCCAAAGAGGAUGUUCGAGAGUUUGGACCUCCAGAAAAGGUAGCUGAGACUUUGAUAAAAAAGUUCCUAGCUCCUGCUAACCAGAAAACAAAGCUUAUUCAAGCGAAAGAGCAAGAUGUUGAGGGCAAAACGUAUUACACAUUUGAGUUCAUUGCGCAGGCGCCAAACUAUACUCGCCAUGCUCUAAGUGUAAUUUGUGUUAACAAUGGUAAGUUCUACACUUUGACAACAGGUGCCAACGAAAGGAGAUGGGGAAAAAUGAAGGACAGAUUAUACACAGUCAUUGAUUCUUUCAGAGUCUUCAAUGCUUGAUUAUGGUAAACUAGACAUCUUAUAUUGACAUCCUACACUCUUUCUUGCGUGAGUUACACAGUUUUUGCCUUGUUCGAGAUUUAUUCCUCCAAAAACUUGAAUGUGGAGAAAGGAGAAUACUCACUUAAUGUAUAUUAGACCUUUUUUCUUCGGAUGACUGUUUUUGUAAUAGUCUUCUGCAUAAUCAAAAUAUAUAUUCCAUAGUUAUAGUC
Molecule: messenger RNA, 1067 nt
Organism: Beta vulgaris subsp. vulgaris (sugar beet)
Lineage: Eukaryota; Viridiplantae; Streptophyta; Magnoliopsida; Caryophyllales; Amaranthaceae
Product: psbP-like protein 1, chloroplastic
Exons: 8
Coding region: 127-855 (242 amino acids)
Biological process (GO): photosynthesis
Cellular component (GO): photosystem II; photosystem II oxygen evolving complex; extrinsic component of membrane
Molecular function (GO): calcium ion binding
Source: RefSeq, a predicted model, not a curated record